Rosa rugosa (rugosa rose) is the source of this 1174-nucleotide messenger RNA. RefSeq lists its product as uncharacterized. Gene Ontology annotation, molecular function: peptidyl-tRNA hydrolase activity. The transcript has 8 exons. Bases 172 to 735 code for a protein of 187 amino acids. Gene Ontology annotation, cellular component: cytosol; mitochondrion. The record is from RefSeq and is a predicted model, not a curated record. Lineage: Eukaryota; Viridiplantae; Streptophyta; Magnoliopsida; Rosales; Rosaceae.
UUAAAUCUGUCGACUCCCCUAAACCCCAAUCCCUCUCGCUACCUGUUCCUUUCUCUCCUCAACUGCACCGUCGGUGGGGUGGGUCUCCGCCGUCCGAUCUAGGUUUACUGCCCCGAUCAUUGUUGUUUAACUGAAUGCUCCAUCACCUCAACGCAACUCAGAAACUUGGAAAUGAUGGGUUUGGGUUGGGUGGGAGCGAUAUUAGUAGGAGCAGGCUGGCUUGCUUUGGGCUAUUGCUUUGGCGCGCGUUACCCUCCUUCUCGCAUUUUGGUCUCAGCUAGAGCCGCCAGACUAGCCAAGCAGAAAGCUGUUGCCACUGACGGUAACGGCAAGAAGAAGAAGACCAAAGACCCCCUUGACAUUGAAAAGCUCGCUGACAUUCUCCAAGAUUUCAAAAUGGUCUUGGUGGUCAGGAAUGAUCUGAAGAUGGGCAAAGGGAAAAUUGCUGCUCAAUGCAGUCAUGCGACUUUGGGCCUCUACAAAAAGCUCCUCCGUCGGGCACCAAAAUCUUUAAACAGGUGGGAGAUGUGUGCACAACCUAAAGUUGUUCUAAAAGUAGAAACUGAAGAAGAGAUGCUUGUUUUGCAAGAUAGAGCAAAAUCACUUAACUUACCAAACCAUAUUACAAUUGAUGCUGGGAAGACUCAGAUUGCACCAAAUUCAAGGACAGUGAUGGCUAUUCUUGGACCGAUUGAAGUGGUUGAUGAUGUAACAGGUGGACUGAAACUCAUGUAAUUAAUUGGUUUAAGUGGAGUUGCUUAUUUUCUGAGUGUUUUAAGAACAUGGAAGAGAAUGGCGUCGUGGGAGCUGCAACCUUAGCCAUUGGAGAGAGUAUGCUUCCAGUUCAAUAUUUGAAGAUUCAGUUUAUGAAGGGCCUGAACUCCACAUUAAACAAACUUAGGAUGAUGACGAAAAAUAUCUCUGAGAUGGAUCAUUCAAAAUUGUAGUACUAGAAGGAUAUUUCUCAGGAUCUCUCUAAUCUUCUCUCCUACAUGCCACAUUUAUGUGGUAAAAACUUGAACACCGUUUUUGACAUUAGCAUAUGAUGCGUAUCUGAGAUGUUGUAUUCUCAUUGUUUAGUUUCUUGUUAUGUUUUUGGAUAAUGAAAUUGCUAGGGCCAGUUAAUGAUUGAUGAAACUAUGAAAGACAUCGUGGUCUGUUACAAUUUUGGCUG